AUGGACUCUUCCAAGCGUUUCAACGUUCGCAUGGGUAAGAAGAAGACUCAGACGAUCCAUGCGAAUCCUGGUGAUUCCUCAGGCGACCACACCGAGCAUGAUUCGAAUUCUCAACCAGCUAGGAUGGCUCACAGACAUGAUCAGGAGACACCUUUGCCUCCCAUCCCCAACGACCCAGCUAAUCUCCAGCCCAUUACCACGACUGGAGCCGGCGGUGCCAGAGCUACUUAUACGCAGAACCAGACACAAUCUCCGGUACACGCUUCGUCUUCCAACGGACCUACCUACGCCAAGGACAGUUCUCACCGUGACCGUCUGCGUACGACACCAGCUUUGACCUCGAGUCCCGUCGAACAUUCAAGAACCACACAGGACAAUUCCACGAACGCCAUGCCCGUUCCCGCGACACACGCUUCUCAGUCGCCACCCCUCACUCACCAAAAAUCCAAAGGCCUAAUUAGCCGCCUAGGCACGAAAUUGCGCCCCUCCACCACCGAGUCUGCAACCGCCAACGCCCCGACCGCCUUCCAUAACCCGUUCUCUUCCCACUCUCAUUCCGGACCCGAUACACAUGACCCAAACUCAAAUCCAAACGUCGCUGUGAAGCGCAAACCCACACGAACUCGCAUCCUCCACGCGCCACCCCUUGACAACGCAUUCACACCGGAAGCUCGUGCUGCUGCUUUACGUGCGAGAGGCUUGAUUCCGCAGAAACCGCUCUCGAAACUUGAGGAGGAUGAGAAUCGACGGUUGGCGAUUUUGAAGCCUCGGGAGGGUGCUGGAGGCACGGGUGAAGGUGGCGACUCCGAGGCCAGGAAGAUGGCGGAGAUGUGGAGGGCGAGGAACAGUCUGAGUGGGUCUGAAGGGGCUGGGUCGGGCGGUGGCGAAGGUGGACAGGCAGACGAUCAAGGCAAGGAACCGUCAUUGAAAGCCGCUCCCGCCCCGUCCUUGAAGGACACCGCCAGUGUUGACGUUCCCACGCCACCUCCUGCUGUCCCAGAGAAGUCCAAGGCUCGCAGUACUACCGCACCCACACCCACAUCUCCAUCUAGUUCCCCAAAGUCAAAGCGGACACCCCCUAUCCCUCCCACGCCUACCGCUGCCGUCACUCAAAUUGAGACACUGCGGGCACGAUCAAGCUCUAGCACCGACAGCACGCAGAAAGUUACGCAGUGGUUACAGUAUCAUGGGUCUACCGGCACUACUACGCCCACACGAUCAAAAAGCCAGACUCUGGAACCAAUACAACCUCUCCCAACGACGUCAUCUUCCUCGUUGAGGACAGCGACGCCCGGUGCUAUCACCCCCAAUCCCCGCGACACCACCAAAUCUUCUGUUCCUAAAUCAUCACUGGCCACGCCUCCACAAAGUCCGACAUCUACGCACCUGCAGCCGCCCUCUCGUUCAUCUUCGCGUCGUGAGCCUGGCUCUCCCAGAGCUCGGAAGGCCUCUCUCCCUACGCCUGCUUCGUCGCCUUCCGGGCCUCUACCGCCUGUUCCUACAACUAUCUCUCCCUCCAAUUCUACCUCUCCUAUCGCACAAUUCUUUACCUCUUCGGAUACACUCAACCUCACCCUCACAGGCGUUGGCGGCCCAGGUACCUCGCCCGACGACUCCGAACAUGCGCUCUCUGGAUCUUAUUCGAGCCAGACGAUGCCCUCGCUCGUCGAGUCCACGCCGUCUAACGUUUCGCAUGUCUCGCGUAUCUCGCAGAGCACAACAAACUCGAGUAUGCCUGCGACGCCGUCGAUAGGCGCCCCGAGUCUUAGCUUCCACGGUCAUUCCACCAAUCCGACCUCUGGAUCAGGCUUGGGCGCAUCUCUUUCGAAAAAGCCCACUGACCGGAGCAGCAGCCAGUCGCCGAGUCGGAAGGGUAGAGGAACUGCUGGACCUGUUAUUGUUGAAGGCUCGGAGACUCCUCCUCUGGAUCUUGGUAUGAACGAGAAGAUCGAUCGCGUCCUUGAGGCUUCGGACCAGUGUAUCCUCGAAGACCAAGAAUUCGGCAUUUUAGCACCUCCACCACCUCCUUUGCCGACUACUACUACUCCUUCCGCCACCAACGAAUCGUCUACGUCACUCCGUCUUGCACCGCCUUCGGACUCUGCUGAUCGCCCAAAAUCAUUCGGUAUCUUCUCGUCGUCCACGAAGGAGCGUACCGGGAUUCCUCCCUCGACUUCGGACCCUCAGACUCGCAAGAUGAGCAAAUAG
Messenger RNA from Stereum hirsutum FP-91666 SS1, 2208 nucleotides. RefSeq lists its product as uncharacterized. Bases 1 to 2208 code for a protein of 735 amino acids. The transcript is spliced from 5 exons. The record is from RefSeq and is a predicted model, not a curated record. NCBI's taxonomy places the organism in Eukaryota, Fungi, Basidiomycota, Agaricomycetes, Russulales, Stereaceae.